Mesorhabditis spiculigera is the source of this 420-nucleotide messenger RNA. The record is from the annotation of a GenBank genome assembly. Lineage: Eukaryota; Metazoa; Nematoda; Chromadorea; Rhabditida; Rhabditidae.
AUGGCGUCCCUGGCAGCUUCCUACAUCUCUGCUACUGGACUGUACGAGAAGGCGCUGAUUCGAUUGGUCACCCUUGGACAACCGCGUACUGGUGAUGCAGCCUGGGCCAAGUGGCAUGAUACCAACGUACCGUACACCCUGCGAAUCACCCAUUCUCAUGAUAUGGUGGUUCACGUCCCCGUGGAAUUGAUGGGCUAUUCGCAUCAUAUGAGCGAGGUGUUCUUCAAGGGAGAUAUGGGAUCGGGAGCUACCUACACGUUGUGUGAGGCUGAUGACAGCAAGUCCUGCUCGGACGGAAACCUAACUGAUCUGUCCAUCAACGACCAUCUCCACUACUACGACAAGGAUGUCUCGGGAUACGGGGAAGCUGGAUGCACCGGAAAUGGCGCCGAAUCCUUCAUCCCAUUCGUCCCACCGCAA